Penicillium cinerascens is the source of this 261-nucleotide messenger RNA. RefSeq lists its product as uncharacterized. The record is from RefSeq and is a predicted model, not a curated record. The transcript has 3 exons. Bases 1 to 261 code for a protein of 86 amino acids. NCBI's taxonomy places the organism in Eukaryota, Fungi, Ascomycota, Eurotiomycetes, Eurotiales, Aspergillaceae.
AUGCUGGCUAUUACUCUGCUCCUUCCUCUUGCUCAAGUAGCCAUGGUGAUGGCAGCACCAGCCUCUGAUGCAAACACUAAUGUUGCUCGUGGUGAUAGUGGCUGCUACUCUUACGCAAACCCAGACUGUGGCAUUGAUGGCACCUACUGCCUAUGCGCUAAUGGAAACUUUUAUCUCUUCAACCAUGCCACCGAGAGCUGCAACCCCCCAUGGGCUUACGUGACCAACUCUGAAGCUUCGCUUCCUGGAUCCCACUGCUAG